CACCACCUCCUCACGGCCUCAUCUCUCUCUCUCUCUCUCUCUCUCUCUCUCCGAGAUCCCUACUACGCUUCGUUCUCCUCUUCUCUUUCGCCAUUUGUACUCCCCACGCUGCUCCUUUCUCUCUCUCUCUCCCACUCUUCCUUAACCCCUUAUAUGAGACGAUCCUAAGGAGUAGAGGAGAUUGGGGGAUUAGGGUUUUGUGGACAUGGGCAAGUUCGUGAGGAAGGAGAAAGUCCCAGGCGAUCUGGGGGUCAUGGAGCUCGCCGCCCACAAGGGUUCUUCUUUAGGGGUCCUCACUCGGGCCAAAACCCUAGCCCUCCGCCGCCUCCAACAGGGAGGAGCCCUCGACCCCUCCGCGUUUUCGUACCUCGAGCUCCGGAGCCGCCGCCUCCAGAAGCGCUUCCCCGCCGCUGCGACGGGGACGGUCCGGAGGGAGAGGGUGAAGAGUGAGGCUAACCCUAGCCCGACGAAACCUGCUGCAGUUGGAAGCCCUAGCGCGAGUAUGGGUCCCGAAGUGGAGAGCGAGCCGAGAAAGAUGGAGGAAGAUGGGGGCAUGUCGAGCUUGGGGGGGAAGGAGGAGGAGGAGAAGGACGAAGGUUCGGGGGCUUCGCCGGGGAUCGACGCUGGCGUAGAGGUUUCAUUUGGGGAUAAUGCUGCGGAGAUCGAAUGUGUCAGGAAUUCGAGAGAGAGCACACCUUCCAGUCUGAUAAGGGAUCCGGAUGCUAUAGAGAUUCCUGGUUCUUCAAACAGACCUACAUAUUCAUCUACCUCCUUGAGGAGGGCACCGGGUGCGGUGUCCAGAGACCUACCUUAUUCCCAAGAUAUUGAAAAUCUCUUUGCUAAUAAUGAGCAAAGCCAACAGAAAGCUUUCAGAGAAAAGUACAACUUUGAUCCUGUGAGUGAAAAACCGCUCCCUGGCCGUUACGAAUGGGUGAAAGUGGGGGACUUUUGAAGGCCAGAACUGUCUCUGGUCUUUAACUAGCACAUUUAAUCUCUCUGCUUAGGGUUUUCAAAGGAGGGCAGGGGUGCAGUGGUGGUGGUCUUUGCCGCCCCUCUCUACUCUCCAUGUUGACUAACAAAGCGAUAGGUGGUUUUUACUCUGAUGCUCCCUGUAUUAUAUGUGACUGUUAUGUUUAGUCUCAUUAUAUUUGGAAAACUCAACUUUAGUCCUCUGAUAAUGCUAGGUAUGCCUGCCGAUUAUCUGUGUUGUGGGGGCAUACCUCAUUCUGUAUCCUGCGAAUACAUGCUGUGGUGAAGGGCAAACAUGCCUUUCUAUAUGAAGAUUUAAUUUUAUGUCUUUCCAUUGUUCA
Messenger RNA from Ananas comosus (pineapple), 1310 nucleotides. RefSeq names its product cyclin-dependent kinase inhibitor 4-like. Lineage: Eukaryota; Viridiplantae; Streptophyta; Magnoliopsida; Poales; Bromeliaceae. Gene Ontology annotation, cellular component: nucleus. The record is from RefSeq and is a predicted model, not a curated record. The transcript has 3 exons. The coding region runs from base 206 to 952 and encodes 248 amino acids. Gene Ontology annotation, molecular function: cyclin-dependent protein serine/threonine kinase inhibitor activity. Gene Ontology annotation, biological process: negative regulation of cyclin-dependent protein serine/threonine kinase activity.